AUGACAAGAAGAAAAUCAAAAGUAAAAUUGAAGAGCACUGCGAACACUCAAGGGGGAAAGUCCACCUCCAUCCAAGGUUGCAGCCAAAUCGUACGAGCUGAGAACCAAAUAAUUCGCUUUAUGUGGGCCACGUAUCUGUGUUUCACCACCCUCUUCCUCCACAUUUCCAUUAUGAAGUUGGUGUAUGAGUAUAUGGAGCAUGCGGUGAAUAUUCAAACCUACAACGAUAUGGAUCCGCCAAUAACCUUUCCCACCGUUACAUUUUGCAACCAUCAGCCAUUCUCAGCACGUGCCUACGAGCUGUGGGGCAACAAAUCUCUCAUCUCCCCCACCCACUUUAACCAACUCAUUCGUCAGCGAGCAGCCAAGCUGCUGGCUCAAUCGGUGGAGAUUCCGAAGAUUGACAAUGAGAGUGUACGUCUCCUUGAUCGUGAUCAUCUGUUGGAGUUUCUAAGACAGGCAAUUGUCUACGAUACCCUUCCUCUCUACUACCAAAGCCUUCCAUGGCCGUCGCAUCUGCAGCUUGGACAUAGCUCAAAGCAUCUGAUUGCUCUCUGGCUAUUACGGUACAGCAGCAAUGUGGAAAUCGUGAAGGAGUAUUCUCAGCACAUUAAAGAAUUGGGUCUGGUGUUAUGGUUGGGUCCCGACGAAAACUACGGUAAGAAGGAUCGCCAGGCUUUCCUAUUUGGUCUAUUCAACCAGGCCUACGGACUGCGUGUGUCAAUCCACGAACCUGGUCAGAUGGCUAAUUUGAAUUGGCAUAGUUUUCAGGUCGCACCGGGUUGA
Molecule: messenger RNA, 786 nt
Organism: Echinococcus granulosus
Lineage: Eukaryota; Metazoa; Platyhelminthes; Cestoda; Cyclophyllidea; Taeniidae
Product: amiloride-sensitive sodium channel-related protein
Exons: 3
Coding region: 1-786 (261 amino acids)
Biological process (GO): sodium ion transport
Cellular component (GO): membrane
Molecular function (GO): sodium channel activity
Source: RefSeq, a predicted model, not a curated record